AUGAACGAGCAACCAGCCUUACGCUGGUCAGGCUCCUUUGGAGUUCUGCCCACUACAGCUGCAUCAGUCAAGAAUUUGUCCGGAGACAAGAUUAUUCUCCCGCAGUCUGCGUUGGAACAGCUCUUAAACGCCGCGCCAUCGCAGCCGACAACAGCGUCGAGCUUCACAGCAUGGGAUCCCCACAACCCUUACCGGUCGAACGGCUUCGGUUUUGAACAGCGCCAGCAACUUCCACAACCGCUCACAUUUCGGCUCGUGAAUAGCCAGAAUGGCAAUGUUGUAUUUGCUGGUAUCCGGGAGUUUUCGGCCGAGGAGGGAACCGUGGGGCUGAGUUCGUUUCUGAUUGAGGCUCUGGGGAUUGAGCCACAGCAGCUGAAUGCAACGAAUGGAAACCGAACUUCCGAUGCCGAUGCUAUCGACCUUACCGGAGACCAUGUCCCUUCGACAACGGCCUCGAUCAAACUCACGGUUGAUGCGACAAAUAUACCAAAGGGAACAUACGUCAGGUUGAGACCGCUGGAGGCAGGGUAUAAUCCAGAUGAUUGGAAGUCACUGCUGGAACGACAUCUCCGAGAACAUUAUACAUGUCUGACCAAGAAUUCGAUUCUCUCCGUCAAUGGCGUUAAAGGGGAAACCUUUAAGUUUCUGGUAGACAGGCUUUCGCCAGAAGGAGACGGAAUUUGCGUCGUUGAUACUGAUUUAGAAGUGGAUAUUGAGGCGCUCAACGAAGAGCAGGCUCGAGAAACGAUGCGACAGAUCAUGACCAAGGCUCAAACUGAGGUAGUCGGUGGUGUGUCAAAAGGCGGGGAUCUCGACAUAUGGAAAGAUGUCUCGGGACACGUAUCGCCAGGUGGAUACGUAGACUACAUAUUGCCAUCUUGGGAUCGAUCACAGCCUCUGACCAUUACUCUCAGUGGUAUAGAACAAGAAGAUGGUGUGGAUCUCUUUGUCACGCCAAAGUCGUCUCGGCAGCGAGUACUACCCAGAGAUUCAGCCCAUGUUUUUGGCGACUUUUCUCCCGCCGAGGAUGGAGUCAAAUCCAUCACCAUGUCACCUACGAACGUGGAAAUGGAAGGGGCAGAAGCAAUACUAGUCUCUGUCCAUGGGUUUUCCUCUGAAAACCAGCGAACGAGCCAGCCAAUCCCAUUCACUGUCCGAGCCAAGGUCGGAUCGCCAACAAGCAAGGCUGGACAGGAUCGUAUGGAAGUCGACGGGGAGGAGCACUCGUCUGAUGAGGAGCAGUGCUCUAAUUGCAAGCAGUGGGUUCCCAAGCGUACAAUGGCUCUACACGAGAACUUUUGCCGGAGGAACAACAUCCCGUGCCCUUACUGCUCUGCCGUCUUCAAAAAAGACUCAAACGAGUGGCAUUCGCACUGGCAUUGCGAACACGACUCGGCCAAGGGCAACUCGGCUGCCAGCAAAUCAAAGCACGACAUGAUAUUCCACCAACACCACCCCUGUCAGGAUUGUGAGUUUACAACAAACUCACUAGCGGAUCUAGCCAGGCAUCGAACUUCGGUAUGCCCCGGGAAGCUCAUCCUAUGUCGGUUCUGCCACCUCGAAGUUCCGCAAGAGGGCGACCCCUUCAACCCUUCACCAGAAGUUGUCUUAUCCGGUCUCACGGCCCACGAACUCGCUGAUGGUGCCCGUACCACUGAGUGCCAUUUGUGCGACAAGAUUGUGCGACUCCGCGACAUGGAAACGCACAUGAAGCAUCACGAGCUCGACAAGGUGAGCCGAGCAAAGCCAGAGAUAUGCCGCAACGUAAACUGCGGCCGAACACUGCACGGGGUAGGACCAAGAGGACAAAUCGGUGCCGGGACGUCACAAGGUCAAGGUCCCGGGAACGACAUUGGGCUCUGUUCCCUCUGUUUUGGUCCCUUGUACGUGAGCAUGCACGACCCAGAGGGCAAGGCUCUGAGACGGAGAAUAGAGAGGAAGUACCUGGGACAGAUGAUGACUGGUUGUGGCAAGUCGCACUGCGCAAACGAGUGGUGCAGGACUGGCCGAAAGAAUACCAACGCAGAAGCAAAGGGUUCUUCGGCGUCAGCUGUGUUGCCCUUGGUGAAGCCCCUGUUGGCAAUGGUUGGAACCCCAGAUGGGCACAUGUACUUUUGUGUGGAUGAGACGAACCAGAAGAGACGCAAGAUUGCGGAAAUGUUGGCAGCGGAGAAGCUUUGGGAUCUGGAGUGGUGCGUGGCUGCGGCGGAGGCAGAGAAGGGGAAUAUCGAUCGGAUGAGGGACUGGUUGCAGGCUUGGGCGCCGAGGAGCUGA
Metarhizium brunneum ARSEF 3297 is the source of this 2274-nucleotide messenger RNA. Its product is annotated as Ubiquitin fusion degradation protein 1. Gene Ontology annotation, molecular function: polyubiquitin modification-dependent protein binding. Lineage: Eukaryota; Fungi; Ascomycota; Sordariomycetes; Hypocreales; Clavicipitaceae. The record is from RefSeq and is a predicted model, not a curated record. Gene Ontology annotation, cellular component: VCP-NPL4-UFD1 AAA ATPase complex.